GCUGCGUUCGCAAAUUUUUUGAUGAAUUCGGAUACGAGCGACUUGACCAUGCAAGUUGAUCAGUUGGGAAUGUUACAAUCUAAUCCGGGGGCGCAGUUUCAGGCACAAGCACUGGCGCUGGCUCAAGCACAAGCCCGGCAGCAACAGCAACAACAGCAGCAGCAGCAGCAACAACAACAUCAACAACAUCAACAGCAACAAAAUCAAUACCAACAACAGCAUCAACGUCAUCAACUACAGCAGCAGCAACAACAGCAACAACAGCGCGUACAGCACUUCCAGCAGAGUCUAGAGCAGUCACAGGCGCACCAGGCACAGCAGCAACACGCCCAGGCCCAAGCCCAAGCCCAAGUUCAGGCACACGUUCAAGCACAGCAAGCGCAUCAAGCGCAAGCACAGGCUCAGGCGCAGGCUAAAGCUAAGGCGCAGGCUAAGGCGCUGGCUCAGGCUCAGGCACAUGCGCAGCAAGCGCAAGCACAGGCUCAGGGAAACACUUGUCAGUUUCCGCUGCAAGGGAGCUCGAGUUUGAACCCGACACCUAUCAAUACAAACUCAUCCAUCAACAGUCCUUUACAACCUCCGGUAUCCAAUUUGGGGCUGUUGACACCUCAAUUCAGCGGCAAUGUGAAUUCGAUACUCAGUCCGGGCGCCAGUCCAUAUGUGGGAGUAGGAGCGACCUCAACCAACACAGGAGUGGUCUCGCCAUACCAGUUCAGUGCGUCCUCGUCACAGUUGUUGGCCCGACCUGGGUACAUGAGGAGGUGGGGUGAAGACGAUCUGGAACGAGACAAGGAGCUGAAGAAGUCCAAUCACAUCCUGAGCGAACAGAAGCGUAGGGACAAUAUAAAGGACGGGUUUAAGGUGCUUGCUGAUGCACUCCCAAGUGGCCGGCAGGCGACGCCGCGAGCGGCUCUGCUGAGGAAAGCUGUUGAAUAUAUCGCACAUCUCAAAAAGCAGAACAAAAGGCUAAUGAGGGAAAUCACUGGUGGUGUGGCAGGGGAGGCUGAGAGUGAGUCUUUCGACGGGGACGGCGACAUGUCCGUCAACGAAUUAUUGAGCUCACUGGUACGACAGUUGAAUUUAGAUGAGACAAACGGCGAUACCUCCAAUAUACGGCUUAUGUACAAGGAGAAUGGGUUGCAGAAGAAGAUGAACUUGACAUCGGGUGAGGAUGUAAGAGACUUGUUCGAGAAGCACAGAAGCGAUGACAAUAACGAGAUAAAGCUCAGUUUAUAUAUAAAGAAGCCGGACGAGUGGAUGAACGACGACGGCAGUAUAAAAAGGAAACCCGUGCCGGGAGAAGUGGCGCUGUUGCAAGGCAAAGCUGCGAUCUGCGUGGAAGAAGAUGAGAAGGAAGCGCUCGCUGAGAUUCUCAAUGGGUGGGCGGAGGAUGAUGCGUACGACGACCUCGAGAAUGAGCUGGAACAGAGUGUGGAUCCCAAGUUAGUGGAGGAGAUAUACGAAGCCUUGAAGGACAGCCGCAUGAUCAAGUUUGGUGGACCACGGUACAGUGAGCACACCUGGCAAAUCGCACGUAUACGCAGGUGUUUGCGGGUGUGCAAGAACGAUAAGGAGGACGCCAUGGAGUUCUUGGUUAACCAGCUGAAGUGGCUAGGCACCGUGAAGCCGUAUCAGAUCAGGGUGUCGCCCGAGGAGCUCAGUACGAACAAGUUGUACUGGCACAAAACGGACUUGUCUGGGCACCCCGUCCUGAUUUUCAAGAUGUCACGACACACCACCACAAACAGAGACAAGAAUGAGGCAAUCCGGCUUUGGUUACGGAAGCUGUCUCAAUUCGAGAAUGAGAGGGCCGAUAAUCCGUACAGCAAGUUCUGCAUCAUCUAUGACCGACGCAAUUGCACCAUGGAGAACAGCGACGUACCUCUGCUGAAACGGAUCCUCAGGAUACUUCAAGUAACGUACUCCGAUAUGCUCCACAGAGUAUACAUCAUCCACUCGGAUUACAUAUUCCAAUACGGAUUCGGCCUCCUGAGCCAUUUAGUGACGCAUCGGCUGCGAAGGAGAGUGCUGGUGCUAGACGAUGAUAAAUACAAAGAGCAAUUGAUACAAAAUUUUGGUUCGGAAAAUCUCGAACCAGACAUGGGCGGAACUUGCCCCUCAGUACUCGAUAAGGACGGUCUAGUUAUAGAAUAGAUCAGAAACGAAUAAAUGAUGGAAUACAUGAA
Sphaeroforma arctica JP610 is the source of this 2186-nucleotide messenger RNA. RefSeq lists its product as hypothetical. Gene Ontology annotation, molecular function: protein dimerization activity. The transcript has 11 exons. The record is from RefSeq and is a predicted model, not a curated record. Bases 22 to 2154 code for a protein of 710 amino acids. Lineage: Eukaryota; Ichthyosporea; Ichthyophonida.